AUGUCCAAGAAGAUCAUCACCGUGUUCGGCGCCACCGGUGUCCAGGGCGGCAGCGUCGUCUCCAUUUUCCUCAACGACCCAAAGCUCAGCAAGGACUGGCAAGUCCGCGGUGUCACCCGUGAUGCUAGCAAGGACUCGUCCAAGGCUCUGGCGGCCAAGGGCGUCGAGGUUGUCGCUGCCGACCUCGGUGACAAGUCUUCGCUCGCCGCCGCAGUUAAGGGUGCCUCUGCCGUCUUCGCCGUGACCAACUACUGGGAGACGCUUAACAAGGACCUUGAGAUCCAGCAGGGCAAGAACAUCGCCGACGCUGCUCUGGAGGCUGGCGUUGAGCACUUCAUCUUCAGCUCGCUCCUCGACAUCAACAAGCUGUCCAACGGCGUCCUUCCUGAGGUGUACCACUUCGACAGCAAGGCCGCUGUCGAGGAGUACGUCCGCACAACCUCCCUCCCAUCAACCUUCUUCCUUCCCGGCUUUUACAUGAGCAACCUCCCUGGCGGCAUGCUCCGCCAGACGCCUCCGGACAACGCCUGGGCCUUCAACUUCCCUGUUCCGGCCAGCUCGCCGAUCCCGUUCUUCGACCCGGCGGCUGACACGGGCAAGUUCGUCAAGGGCAUCGUGCUGAACCGCGAAAAGGUGCUGGGCAAGCGGAUCCUCGCGGCGACAGCGUACACGACGGCGGGCGAGGCAGUUGAGGUCUUCAAGAAGGUGUACCCGGAGGCAGGCAAGACGGCGCGGUACAACGAGAUCUCGCACGACGAUUUCCGUGGGGCGCUCAAGGGCCAAGGCAUGCCGGACUUCGCUGCGGAGGAGUUGCUGCAGAACAUGAGGCUGCUUAACGAGUUUGGAUACUACGGCGGCGAGAAGCUGGACGAGUCGCACGCGAUUGUGGAGGAUAAGCUGACGACAUGGGAGGACUAUGUGAAGAAGGCCAAGGCUUUUGCUGGGCUGCAGUGA
Colletotrichum spaethianum is the source of this 954-nucleotide messenger RNA. RefSeq names its product NmrA-like family domain-containing protein 1. The record is from RefSeq and is a predicted model, not a curated record. Lineage: Eukaryota; Fungi; Ascomycota; Sordariomycetes; Glomerellales; Glomerellaceae. The transcript has 4 exons. Bases 1 to 954 code for a protein of 317 amino acids.